CCAAAUACAAAAAAAACACCCAACACUUUUUCUCGCUUCAUCUAAUUAAUAUUUAGUAUUUUAUAAUAAAAGCAAUAACAGGAAAUGGCUCGUCCAAGGAUCUCCAUUUCGAUUGUUUUCUUACUCAUUAUUUUGACUCUUAGUUUUGUCUUGCAAUCUUCUGAAGCUAGAAAGGUUCUAGUUCCUUACAAUACAAGCAAGGGUUUGUUUCUUAGUGCCCUACCCAAGGGCAAUGUACCACCCUCGGGUCCAAGCGGCAAGGGUCACACAGCUCCCCCGGAUGAUUCCGAUCAGCACAUGGUACCAGUUAACCCGCCAGAGAUUUACCGUCGACUUGGAUCAUCCCCUAGCCCGGGCGUGGGUCAUUAGCCACAUUAAUUGAUUCUCGAGUUUACACUUCAUAUAUGUAGUCGAUUUCUUUUCAUAAUAUUAAAUAUCAAUAGUGUUUAUCAUAUAUCUGCCUCUUAUUAUGAUUAUGAAGAUGUUUGAGUCUGUCCGCUUCAUAUAUGAUAUGGUAUAUAGAUGUGUUUAUGUUGUGCGUGACUGA
Messenger RNA from Camelina sativa (false flax), 547 nucleotides. NCBI's taxonomy places the organism in Eukaryota, Viridiplantae, Streptophyta, Magnoliopsida, Brassicales, Brassicaceae. The record is from RefSeq and is a predicted model, not a curated record.